AUGAAACUGACCCCUAGAGAGAUCGAGAAACUAGCCGUGCACAAUGCUGGCUUUCUUGCUCAGAAACGCCUUGCUCGUGGUUUGAGACUCAAUUAUACUGAAGCUGUAGCUCUCAUAGCACUGCAGAUUUUGGAAUUUGUUCGUGACGGUGAAAAGACUGUUGCAGAGUUGAUGUCCAUUGGGAGAGAACUCUUAGGAAGGAGACAAGUUCUUUAUGCGGUUCCACAUCUCUUGGAUACUGUUCUGGUUGAAGCCACCUUUCGUGAUGGGACUAAGUUAGUCACCAUUCAUGACCCAAUUGCUUCUGAGAAUGGAAACCUUGAACUAGCAUUAUUUGGUUCUUUUCUUCCAGUACCUUCACUUGACAAGUUUACUGAGAACGAAGAAGAUAAUAGAAUUCCAGGUGAAAUAAUAUCUGGAGGAGGAAGCGUGGUUCUUAGCCCUGGAAGGGAUGCAGUAAUCCUCAGAGUUGUCAACAAUGGAGACAGGCCAAUUCAGGUUGGCAGUCACUACAAUUUUGUUGAAGUAAAUCCUUGCUUAACAUUUGAUCGAAGGAAAGCAUAUGGCAUGCACCUCAAUAUACCUGCUGGGAAUGCCACACGCUUUGAGCCAGGGGAAAGUAAAAGUGUUGUACUUGUAAGCAUUGGAGGUAGCAAAGUCAUCAGGGGAGGUAAUAACAUUGCUGAUGGUCCAGUUAAUGAUUCCAAUUGCAUAGCAGCCAUGGAGGCUGUGAGCACAAGGGGAUUUGGACAUAUGGAGGAGGAAAAUGCAAGGAAAGGUGUCACUGGAAAAGACUAUUCAUUUACCACAGUAAUUUCUCGAGAGGAAUAUGCUAACAAGUAUGGCCCUACUACUGGUGACAAAAUCCGUCUUGGUGACACUGACUUGUUUGCUGAAAUUGAAAAAGAUUUUGCUUUCUAUGGUGAUGAGUGUGUUUUUGGAGGUGGAAAAGUCAUAAGAGAUGGAAUGGGUCAGUUUUGCGGCCAUCCACCUAAUGGAUCCCUGGAUACUGUUAUAACAAAUGCUGUGAUCAUUGAUUAUACUGGAAUUAUCAAAGCAGAUAUUGGUAUUAAGGAUGGCUAUAUUGUCUCAAUUGGAAAAGCAGGAAAUCCAGACAUGUUGAAUGGUGUAUUUCCUAAUAUGAUCAUUGGGGCUAACACUGAAGUUAUUAGUGGAGAGGGCUUGAUCGUAACAGCUGGGGCUAUAGAUUGUCAUGUGCAUUUUAUAUGCCCUCAAUUAGCGGAUGAAGCCAUAUCAAGUGGUAUCACAACAUUAGUGGGAGGAGGAACAGGACCAGCUGAUGGAACACGUGCUACAACUUGUACACCGGCGCCAUUUCAGAUGAAAAUGAUGCUGCAAUCAACUGAUGACCUUCCCCUAAACUUUGGUUAUACCGGAAAAGGGAAUAGUUCCAAGCCUGAUGAACUACAUGAAAUAAUCAAGGCUGGAGCUAUGGGACUGAAGCUGCAUGAGGACUGGGGAACUACACCAGCUGCAAUAGACAGUUGUUUGACUGUCGCAGAAGAAUAUGAUAUCCAGGUUAAUAUACAUACUGACACCUUAAAUGAAUCUGGAUUCGUGGAACAUACAAUCGCUGCAUUUAAAGGAAGAACUAUUCAUGCUUACCACAGUGAAGGUGCAGGUGGUGGCCAUGCUCCAGAUAUCAUCAAAGUAUGUGGUGUGAAGAAUGUGCUACCCUCAUCAACAAAUCCCACACGUCCUUAUACGUCUAAUACCAUAGAUGAGCAUCUUGACAUGUUGAUGGUCUGCCAUCAUCUUAAUAAGGAUAUUCCAGAAGAUGUAGCUUUUGCGGAAUCAAGGAUUAGAGCUGAAACAAUCGCUGCUGAAGAUAUUUUGCAUGACAUGGGGGCAAUUAGCAUUAUAUCUUCUGAUUCACAGGCUAUGGGUCGAAUUGGAGAGGUGAUAAGCAGAACUUGGCAAACUGCCAAUAAGAUGAAGUCACAAAGAGGACCACUACAGCCUGGUGAAUCAGACAAUGACAACUUUCGGAUCAAACGUUAUGUUGCAAAAUAUACUAUAAAUCCAGCUAUAGCUAAUGGUUUGUCACCUUACGUUGGUUCAGUUGAGGUGAACAAGUUAGCUGAUCUUGUGUUAUGGAAGCCGUCAUUUUUUGGAGCAAAACCAGAAAUGGUGAUCAAAGGGGGUGUGAUUGCUUGGGCUAACAUGGGUGACCCAAAUGCAAGCAUCCCAACCCCAGAACCGGUGAUUAUGAGGCCAAUGUUUGGAGCAUUUGGCAAGGCUGGUAGUGCACACUCCAUUGCGUUUGUGAGCAAGGCUGCUUUAGACAACGGAGUAAAAGCUUCAUACGGACUGAACAAGAGGGUGGAAGCUGUGAACAAUGUGAGGAAGCUCACCAAACUAGACAUGAAACUGAAUGACACCCUUCCAGAAAUCACUGUGGACCCAGAGACAUACACAGUUACAGCAGAUGGAGAAGUUCUUACCUGCACUGCAGCCACUACUGUUCCUCUUUCUCGAAACUACUUCCUCUUUUAAGCUCAAACUCUUCAUAUCCAAGAAACUUUUAAGGAACAGUGGCUACCACUGUUGGCAAAAAAAAAACAUCAAAAUGUCACGCCAACAGUAAAUUUUGCCAAAAUGCCAUGUGGCAUAUUUCGCUACACUAUGUAGCAAAAUAUGCCAUGUCAGAACCAAAAAUUCCACGUGUCAAACAGGGAGAAUUUCGCUGCACAGUGUAGCGAAAUUCUCCCUGUCUGACAUGUGACAUUUUUGGUUCUGUGCAUUCUGACGCGGCAUAUUUCGCUAUACCGUGUAGCGAAUUAUUUGCACACAUAUUUCGCUACACAGUGUAACGAAAUAUGCCACGUGGCAUUUUAGCAAAAUUUACUGUUGGCGUGACAUUUUGAUUUUUUUUAUACAACAGUGGCACUUUGGCCACUGUUCCAACUUUUAAGCUCACUGUAACCAGUCGUGGUUAGCAUGUCUGUAUGUACAAUGCACUAUUUUCUUGGCAGAAACUGUAAGCAUACACAUAUUUAUGGAUGGCCAAAAUUAAUAAUUUUUUGGCCAAGGUUGCA
Molecule: messenger RNA, 3059 nt
Organism: Gastrolobium bilobum
Lineage: Eukaryota; Viridiplantae; Streptophyta; Magnoliopsida; Fabales; Fabaceae
Product: urease
Exons: 18
Coding region: 1-2517 (838 amino acids)
Biological process (GO): urea catabolic process
Cellular component (GO): urease complex
Molecular function (GO): nickel cation binding; urease activity
Source: RefSeq, a predicted model, not a curated record